Molecule: messenger RNA, 11084 nt
Organism: Pteropus alecto (black flying fox)
Lineage: Eukaryota; Metazoa; Chordata; Mammalia; Chiroptera; Pteropodidae
Gene: CSMD3
Product: CUB and Sushi multiple domains 3
Exons: 71
Coding region: 12-11084 (3690 amino acids)
Biological process (GO): regulation of dendrite development
Source: RefSeq, a predicted model, not a curated record
UCGCGAAUAAUAUGAAAGGGAUCCGCAAAGGGGAAAGCCGAGCAAAGGAAUCCAAACCCCUGGAGCCUGGCACGAGAAGAUGCGCUAAAUGUGGCCGCCUAGACUUCACCCUAAUGAAGAAAAUGGGGAUUAAAAGUGGAUUUACGUUUUGGAACCUCGUCUUUUUAUUGACGGUGUCUUGUGUGAAAGGAUUUAUUUAUACAUGUGGUGGAACUUUAAAAGGACUUAAUGGAACUAUAGAAAGCCCUGGUUUUCCAUAUGGAUAUCCAAAUGGCGCAAACUGUACAUGGGUAAUAAUAGCAGAAGAACGAAAUAGAAUACAAAUUGUUUUUCAGUCAUUUGCUCUAGAAGAAGAAUACGACUACUUAUCCUUAUAUGAUGGCCAUCCUCAUCCUACAAACUUUAGGACAAGGUUAACAGGAUUCCAUCUGCCACCGCCAGUGACAAGUACCAAAUCUGUGUUCUCUCUACGUUUGACCAGUGACUUUGCAGUUAGUGCUCAUGGGUUUAAAGUAUAUUAUGAAGAAUUGCAAAGUAGUUCUUGUGGAAAUCCAGGAGUCCCACCCAAAGGUGUAUUAUAUGGUACAAGGUUCGACGUUGGGGACAAGAUACGCUAUAGCUGUGUAACUGGAUAUAUCCUCGAUGGCCACCCUCAACUCACCUGUAUAGCCAAUUCAGUUAAUACUGCCUCAUGGGAUUUUCCUGUUCCCAUCUGUAGAGCUGAAGAUGCAUGUGGAGGAACAAUGAGAGGAUCCAGUGGCAUCAUAUCAAGCCCUAGUUUUCCUAAUGAGUACCAUAACAAUGCUGAUUGCACUUGGACCAUUGUAGCAGAGCCUGGAGACACAAUUUCUCUCAUAUUUACUGAUUUCCAAAUGGAAGAAAAGUAUGAUUACUUAGAAAUAGAAGGUUCUGAGCCACCUACAAUAUGGUUAUCUGGAAUGAAUAUACCACCACCAAUUAUCAGCAACAAAAACUGGCUCAGACUGCAUUUUGUUACAGACAGCAAUCACCGAUAUCGUGGAUUUAGUGCUCCGUAUCAAGGUUCUUCUCCAUUGACCCACACUACCUCCACUGGUGAGUUAGAGGAGCAUAACAGGACUACCACUGGUGCUAUUGCUGUUGCUAGCACAUCUGCAGAUGUUACUGUAUCCAGUGUUACAGCUGUCACCAUCCAUAGACUUUCCGAGGAACAGCGAGUGCAAGUUACGAAUCUCAGAAAUUCAGGUCUGGACCCCAACACUUCCAAGGAUGGGCUCUCUCCUCAUCAAGCAGAUACACAAAGUACAAGGAGAAGACCAAGAAAUGCUGAACAGAUAGAAAGGACUAAAGAGCUUGCAGUUGUUACUCAUAGAGUGAAAAAGGCCAUAGAUUUUAAAUCUAGAGGAUUUAAAUUGUUUCCAGGGAAAGACAACAGCAACAAGUUUUCUAUCUUAAAUGAGGGAGGUAUUAAAACAGCUUCCAAUUUAUGUCCAGAUCCAGGUGAACCAGAAAAUGGGAAGAGAGUUGGAUCAGAUUUUAGCCUUGGAUCAACUGUGCAGUUUUCUUGUGAUGAAGAUUAUGUCCUACAGGGCGCUAAGAGCAUCACCUGUCAACGGAUAGCUGAAGUCUUUGCUGCUUGGAGUGAUCACAGACCUGUAUGUAAAGUGAAGACGUGUGGCUCUAAUCUUCAAGGACCAAGCGGAACCUUUACGUCUCCCAACUUUCCAUUCCAGUAUGACAGCAAUGCACAAUGCGUCUGGGUUGUCACUGCAGUGAAUACAAAUAAGGUUAUCCAGAUAAAUUUCGAAGAAUUUGAUCUGGAAAUUGGCUAUGAUACUUUGACAAUUGGUGAUGGGGGUGAAGUUGGAGACCCCAGGACCGUGCUCCAAGUGCUGACUGGAAGCUUUGUGCCAGACUUGAUAGUGAGUAUGAGCAGCCAAAUGUGGCUGCACCUUCAAACAGAUGAAAGUGUCGGAUCUGUUGGCUUCAAGGUUAACUACAAAGAAAUUGAAAAAGAAAGUUGUGGUGAUCCUGGUACACCUUUAUACGGAAUUAGAGAAGGAGAUGGAUUUUCUAAUCGUGAUGUUUUAAGAUUUGAAUGCCAGUUUGGGUUUGAAUUAAUUGGAGAGAAAUCCAUUGUUUGUCAAGAGAAUAACCAAUGGUCUGCAAACAUACCCAUCUGUAUCUUUCCUUGCCUUUCCAACUUUACUGCACCAAUGGGAACGGUCCUUUCUCCUGAUUACCCGGACGGGUAUGGAAAUAAUUUAAACUGCAUCUGGACAAUAAUCUCUGAUCCAGGCAGUCGGAUACACCUUUCUUUCAAUGACUUUGAUUUGGAAUCCCAGUUUGACUUCCUUGCUGUUAAAGAUGGUGACUCUCCAGACUCCCCAAUUCUUGGAACCUUUACUGGCGCCGAAGUGCCUUCCCAUCUUACUAGUAAUAGUCAUAUCCUACGAUUGGAGUUUCAAGCCGACCACUCGAUGUCAGGACGUGGUUUUAACAUCACUUAUAACACGUUUGGACAUAAUGAAUGUCCUGAUCCUGGAAUACCGAUCAAUGCACGGCGAUUUGGGGACAACUUUCAAUUAGGAAGUUCAAUUUCAGUUAUUUGUGAAGAAGGAUUUAUUAAAACCCAAGGAACAGAAACAAUUACAUGUAUUCUAAUGGAUGGAAAAGUGAUGUGGAGUGGACCAAUCCCAAAAUGUGGAGCUCCGUGUGGUGGCCAUUUUUCAGCUCCCAGUGGAUUGAUUCUCUCGCCAGGAUGGCCAGGAUACUAUAAAGACUCUUUGAAUUGUGAGUGGGUGAUUGAAGCUGAACCUGGACACUCUAUCAAAAUUACUUUUGAAAGAUUUCAGACUGAACUAAAUUACGAUGUUCUGGAAGUUCAUGAUGGGCCAAAUCUUCUGUCACCCUUGCUUGGAUCUUACAAUGGCACACAAGUGCCCCAGUUUCUAUUUAGUAGCAGCAAUUUUAUAUACCUUCUGUUUACAACAGACAACAGCCGUUCUAAUAAUGGUUUCAAGAUUCAUUAUGAAAGUGUUACAGUGAACACCUAUUCUUGCUUGGACCCUGGCAUACCUGUACAUGGCCGUCGCUAUGGUCAUGAUUUCUCCAUCGGAUCUACUGUUUCAUUUAGUUGUGAUCCAGGAUACAGGCUGAGCCAUGAAGAGCCCCUUCUAUGUGAAAAAAAUCACUGGUGGAGUCAUCCACUCCCAACCUGUGAUGCAUUAUGUGGAGGAGAUGUUAGAGGGCCUAGUGGAACAAUCUUAUCACCUGGUUACCCGGAAUUUUAUCCAAAUUCUCUGAAUUGUACAUGGACUGUUGAUGUAACCCAUGGAAAAGGUGUGCAGUUCAACUUUCAUACCUUUCAUUUGGAAGACCAUCAUGACUACCUGCUUAUCACAGAGAAUGGUAGUUUUACCCAACCCUUGGCACGCCUGACCGGUUCAGAACUUCCUUCAACAAUCAAUGCUGGUCUCUAUGGAAAUUUCAGGGCUCAGUUGCGCUUCAUUUCAGAUUUUUCAAUAUCAUAUGAAGGGUUCAAUAUUACAUUUGCUGAAUAUAACCUCGAACCUUGCGAAGAUCCAGGAAUUCCUCAAUAUGGUAACAGAAUUGGGUCCAGCUUUGGGGUUGGUGACACUCUGACCUUCUCAUGCUCAUCAGGUUAUCGACUGGAAGGGACAUCAGAGAUCAUCUGUCUUGGUGGUGGCCGGCGAGUGUGGAGUGCACCUCUGCCAAGGUGUGUGGCUGAAUGUGGUGCAUCUGCAACAAAUAAUGAAGGAAUUUUGCUCUCUCCAAAUUAUCCACUCAACUAUGAAAACAACCAUGAAUGCAUUUAUAGUAUUCAGGUUCAAGCAGGAAAGGGAAUCAAUAUUUCAGCCAGAACAUUUCAUUUAGCACAAGGAGAUGUUCUUAAGAUUUAUGAUGGAAAAGAUAAAACGACUCAUCUAUUAGGUGCUUUUACUGGCGCUUCUAUGCGAGGACUGACACUUAGUAGUACUUCAAAUCAGCUCUGGCUAGAAUUUAAUUCUGAUUCUGAAGGGACAGAUGAAGGCUUUCAACUUGUCUAUACCAGUUUUGAACUUUCACAUUGUGAGGAUCCUGGCAUUCCACAAUUUGGAUACAAGAUCAGUGACCAAGGCCACUUUGCUGGUAGCACUAUCAUUUAUGGAUGCAAUCCAGGCUAUACUCUCCAUGGAAGUAGCCUUCUUAAGUGCAUGACAGGGGAGAGAAGGGCAUGGGACUACCCUCUGCCUUCCUGUAUUGCUGAAUGUGGAGGUCGUUUUAAAGGAGAAUCAUCAGGAAGAAUCUUAUCUCCUGGUUAUCCCUUUCCUUAUGACAAUAAUCUCCGUUGCAUGUGGAUGAUUGAGGUAGAUCCAGGAAACAUUGUCAGCCUACAGUUUCUUGCUUUUGAUACGGAAGCAUCACAUGAUAUACUCCGAGUUUGGGAUGGUCCACCAGAAAAUGAGAUGCUGUUAAAGGAAAUUAGUGGAUCUCUUAUUCCUGAAGGGAUCCAUAGUACCCUUAACAUUGUAACCAUCCAGUUUGACACGGAUUUUUACAUCAGCAAAUCUGGAUUUGCAAUUCAGUUUUCAAGUUCUGUUGCCACUGCAUGCCGUGACCCAGGUGUUCCCAUGAAUGGAACUCGAAAUGGGGAUGGACGAGAACCUGGAGACACUGUUGUUUUUCAGUGUGAUCCAGGUUAUGAGCUUCAAGGAGAGGAAAGAAUAACCUGCAUUCAGGUAGAAAAUCGGUACUUCUGGCAGCCCAGCCCACCAGUCUGUAUAGCACCCUGUGGAGGCAAUUUAACAGGAUCAUCAGGCUUUAUUCUUUCGCCAAACUUCCCUCAUCCAUAUCCCCACAGCAGGGACUGUGAUUGGACCAUCACUGUCAACACAGACUAUGUUAUCUCCUUGGCAUUUAUCAGUUUUAGCAUAGAACCAAACUAUGACUUCCUCUAUAUAUAUGAUGGACCAGACAGUAAUAGCCCACUAAUUGGAAGUUUUCAAGACAGCAAGUUACCAGAGAGAAUAGAAAGCAGCUCAAAUUCUAUGCAUUUGGCUUUUCGGAGUGAUGGAUCUGUUAGUUACACUGGAUUUCAUUUAGAAUAUAAAGCAAAACUCAGAGAGUCCUGCUUCGAUCCAGGCAAUAUAAUGAAUGGCACCAGACUUGGAAUGGAUUAUAAAUUAGGGUCAACAGUCACCUAUUACUGUGAUGCUGGUUAUGUUCUUCAAGGCUACUCGACACUCACCUGUAUCAUGGGAGAUGAUGGAAGACCCGGAUGGAAUAGAGCGUUACCAAGUUGUCAUGCACCAUGUGGAAGUCGUUCAACUGGUUCUGAAGGCACUGUUCUAUCACCAAACUAUCCAAAAAAUUACAGUGUGGGACAUAAUUGUGUUUAUUCUAUAGCAGUUCCUAAGGAAUUUGUGGUGUUUGGCCAGUUUGUAUUUUUCCAGACAUCACUCCACGAUGUUGUUGAGGUGUAUGAUGGGCCAACUCAGCAAUCUUCUCUGUUAUCUUCCCUCUCAGGAUCCCAUUCAGGAGAAUCACUUCCACUGAGUUCAGGUAAUCAGAUCACAAUUCGAUUUACUUCAGUUGGACCAAUAACAGCUAAGGGAUUUCACUUUGUUUAUCAAGCUGUUCCUAGAACAAGUUCCACACAGUGCAGUUCUGUGCCUGAACCAAGAUUCGGAAGAAGAAUUGGCAAUGAAUUUGCAGUUGGUUCAUUGGUUCUGUUUGAAUGUAAUCCAGGAUAUAUUCUCCAUGGAUCUAUUGCAAUUAGGUGUGAUACGGUGCCCAAUUCUUUGGCCCAGUGGAAUGAUUCCUUACCUACCUGUAUUGUGCCCUGUGGUGGAACUUUAACCAAGCGUAAAGGGACAAUUUUGUCUCCUGGAUACCCUGAGCCUUAUGACAACAAUCUGAAUUGUGUAUGGAAGAUCACAGUGCCAGAGGGAGCUGGCAUUCAAGUGCAAGUUGUCAGCUUUGCUACUGAACAUAAUUGGGAUUCUCUAGACUUUUAUGAUGGAGGAGACAACAAUGCUCCACGACUUGGAAGUUAUUCAGGAACAACAAUACCCCAUCUUUUGAAUAGUACAUCUAACAAUUUAUAUCUAAAUUUUCAAUCAGACAUCAGUGUUUCUGCUGCAGGUUUUCACCUUGAAUACACAGCAAUUGGUUUGGAUUCCUGCCCUGAGCCACAAACUCCUAGCAGUGGAAUUAAAAUUGGAGACAGAUACAUGGUUGGUGAUGUGGUAUCUUUUCAGUGUGAUCAAGGCUAUUCUCUUCAGGGUCAUUCUCACAUCACAUGUAUGCCUGGACCUGUAAGAAGAUGGAAUUACCCAAUCCCAAUUUGUUUGGCUCAGUGUGGUGGUGCUAUGUCAGAUUUCAGUGGUGUGAUCCUCAGCCCUGGGUUUCCUGGAAACUACCCCAGCAGUUUAGAUUGCACAUGGACAAUAAAGCUGCCCAUAGGUUUUGGUGUACAUCUCCAGUUUGUAAAUUUUUCAACAGAAACCAUACAUGAUUAUUUGGAAGUAAGAAGUGGAUCCUCAGAAACUAGUACUGUUAUUGGCCGACUUAGUGGUCCUCAAAUACCAUCUUCAUUAUUUAGCACAACCCAUGAAACCAGCCUAUAUUUUCACAGUGACUAUUCACAAAACAAACAAGGGUUCCACAUUGUGUACCAAGCCUAUCAGUUGCAAAGCUGUCCUGAUCCACGCCCAUUUCGAAACGGCUUUGUGAUCGGCAGUGACUUUACUGUGGGCCAGACGGUUUCAUUUGAAUGUUUUCCUGGAUACACACUGAUUGGAAAUCCAGCUCUCACUUGCCUUCAUGGACUGAGUCGUAAUUGGAAUCAUCCACUUCCAAGGUGUGAAGCUCUUUGUGGAGGGAAUAUAACUGCAAUGAAUGGCACCAUUUACUCUCCUGGGUAUCCUGAUGAAUAUCCCAACUUUCAAGACUGUUUAUGGCUUGUAAGAGUACCGCCUGGGAAUGGAAUCUACAUCAAUUUUACUGUCCUUCAAACAGAACCAAUUUAUGAUUUCAUUACUGUAUGGGAUGGGCCAGAUCAAAACUCGCCUCAGAUCGGGCAGUUCAGUGGCAAUACUGCUCUGGAAUCAGUCUACAGCACUUCAAAUCAGAUUCUAAUCAAAUUCCACAGUGAUUUCACAACAAGUGGCUUUUUUGUGCUCAGUUAUCAUGCCUAUCAACUGAGAGUGUGUCAACCUCCACCACCUGUACCCAAUGCUGAAAUUUUGACAGAAGAUGAUGAAUUUGAAAUAGGUGAUAUUAUCAGGUACCAGUGUCUUCCAGGAUUUACUUUGGUUGGUAAUGCAAUUCUGACAUGUAGGUUAGGAGAACGACUCCAGAUGGAUGGAGCACCUCCAGUUUGUCAAGUGCUGUGUCCUGCCAAUGAAUUACGGCUAGAUUCCACGGGAGUCAUAUUGAGCCCUGGAUAUCCUGACAGUUACCCAAAUCUUCAAAUGUGUGCCUGGAGCAUUUCAGUAGAAAAGGGAUAUAAUAUCAGCAUGUUUGUAGAAUUCUUCCAGACAGAAAAGGAAUUUGAUGUUCUUCAGGUGUAUGAUGGACCAAAUAUUCAAAGUCCAGUGCUUAUUUCCCUCAGUGGAGAUUAUUCAUCUGCUUUUAAUAUAACAAGUAAUGGUCAUGAAGUUUUUCUUCAGUGGUCAGCAGAUCAUGGCAAUAACAAAAAAGGCUUCCGGAUAAGAUAUAUAGCUUUUUACUGUAGUACCCCAGAAUCCCCACCUCAUGGAUACAUUAUCAGUCAGACAGGUGGACAGCUUAAUAGCGUGGUCCGCUGGGCCUGUGAUCGAGGAUUUCGACUUGUUGGUAAAAGCAGUGCUGUGUGCAGAAAAUCUUCCUAUGGGUACCAUGCGUGGGAUGCACCGGUCCCUGCUUGUCAAGCAAUUUCCUGUGGGAUACCUAAAGCUCCAACAAAUGGAGGAAUACUUACAACAGACUACUUAGUAGGAACCCGAGUUACCUAUUUUUGUCAUGAUGGAUAUAGAUUGUCAUCUAAGGAACUGACCACUGCCGUGUGCCAAUCCGAUGGAACUUGGAGCAAUCAUAACAAGACUCCUCGCUGUGUUGUCGUUACAUGCCCAAGCAUCAAUUCCUUUACCUUGGAACAUGGAAGAUGGCGAAUUGUGAAUGGCUCCCAUUAUGAAUACAAAACCAAAGUAGUUUUCAGCUGUGACCCUGGUUAUCAUGGGCUAGGUCCUGCUUCUAUUGAAUGUCUUCCUAAUGGUACCUGGAGUUGGAGAAAUGAAAGGCCAUAUUGCCAAAUUAUUUCCUGUGGAGAACUACCUACACCUCCAAAUGGAAAUAAGAUUGGAACUCAGACUUCAUAUGGCUCCACAGCCAUAUUUACGUGCGAUUCAGGAUUCAUGCUUGUGGGCUCUGCUGUACGAGAAUGCCUUUCUUCAGGUCUGUGGAGUGGAUCUGAAACCAGAUGCCUAGCGGGUCACUGUGGAAUUCCAGAACUAAUUGUGAAUGGUCAAGUCAUUGGAGAAAAUUAUGGUUAUAGAGACACAGUUGUUUAUCAGUGUAAUCCUGGUUUUCGAUUGAUUGGUUCCUCAGUGAGAAUAUGUCAACAGGAUCACAAUUGGUCUGGUCAACUCCCAUCCUGUGUGCCUGUCAGCUGUGGUCAUCCCGGUAGUCCAAUUUAUGGAAGAACAAGUGGAAACGGAUUUAACUUUAAUGAUGUGGUAACAUUCUUUUGCAAUAUUGGGUAUCUUAUGCAAGGUCCAACAAAGGCACAGUGCCAGGCCAACAGACAGUGGAGCCAUCCUCCACCAGUGUGCAAAGUGGUAAACUGUUCUGAUCCUGGAAUUCCAGCCAAUUCCAAAAGAGAAAGUAAAAUAGAACAUGGAAACUUCACUUAUGGUACUGUAGUAUUCUAUGACUGCAAUCCUGGAUAUUUCUUAUUUGGGUCUUCAGUUUUGAUAUGUCAGCCCAAUGGACAGUGGGACAAACCUUUACCAGAAUGUAUCAUGAUUGACUGUGGACACCCUGGCGUUCCUCCUAAUGCAGUCCUGUCUGGUGAGAAGUAUACCUUCGGGUCCACUGUUCACUAUUCCUGCACAGGAAAACGCAUCCUUCUAGGCCACUCAUCAAGGACUUGCCAAUUAAAUGGCCAUUGGAGUGGAUCCCAACCUCAUUGUUCAGGUGAUGCUACUGGUACAUGUGGGGACCCAGGUACCCCUGGUCACGGUUCUAGACAGGAAAGUGAUUUCAGAACCCAAAGUUCUGUACGUUUUGCUUGUGAUACUGGUUAUAUCCUUCAUGGCUCAGAAGAAAGAACAUGUUUAGCUAAUGGCAGUUGGACUGGAAGGCAGCCAGAAUGCAAAGCUGUACAAUGUGGUAACCCAGGAACAACAGCCAAUGGAAAAGUCUUUCGGAUUGAUGGCACAACAUUUUCAAGUUCAAUAAUUUAUUCCUGCAUGGAAGGGUAUAUCCUCUCUGGCCCUUCAGUUAGACAGUGCACAGCCAAUGGAACGUGGUCUGGAACUUUGCCUAACUGUACAAUAAUCAGUUGUGGAGACCCAGGUAUACCAGCCAACGGACUGAGAUAUGGAGAUGAUUACGUGGUUGGACAAAAUGUUUCCUACAUGUGCCAGCCAGGCUAUACAAUGGAAUUGAAUGGUUCCAGAAUCAGGACUUGUACAACUAAUGGCACAUGGAGUGGAGUAAUGCCAACUUGUAGAGCUGUUACCUGCCCAACUCCUCCCCAGAUCUCUAAUGGAAGGUUGGAAGGAACAAAUUUCGACUGGGGCUUUAGUAUUAGCUACAUCUGUUCUCCAGGCUAUGAACUAUCCUUUCCUGCUGUUUCAAAGUUUUGCGGUGACCCUGGUACACCUGCCCAAGGAAAAAGAGAAGGCAAAAGCUUUAUAUACCAGUCAGAGGUUUCAUUCAGUUGCAAUUCUCCUUUCAUAUUAGUGGGAUCAAGCACCAGAAUCUGUCAAGCAGAUGGCACUUGGAGUGGUUCGUCACCUCACUGCAUAGAACCCACUCGUACCUCAUGUGAAAACCCAGGAGUGCCACGGCAUGGAUCUCAGAACAAUACAUUCGGAUUUCAAGUAGGAAGUGUUGUGCAGUUUCAUUGCAAAAAAGGACACCUUCUCCAGGGGUCUACAACACGCACUUGCCUUCCUGACCUCAUGUGGAGUGGAAUUCAGCCUGAGUGCAUACCCCACAGCUGCAAACAGCCAGAAACUCCUGCUCAUGCAAAUGUAGUAGGAAUGGACCUUCCAUCCCAUGGGUAUACACUAAUUUAUACCUGCCAGCCUGGCUUCUUCUUAGCAGGUGGAACAGAACAUAGAAUGUGUAGAUCUGAUAACACCUGGACUGGAAAAGUUCCUGUUUGCGAAGCUGGUUCCAAAAUAUUGGUGAAAGAUCCUAGACCUGCACUAGGAACACCCAGCCCAAAGCUAAGUGUUCCUGAUGAUGUGUUUGCCCAAAAUUAUAUAUGGAAAGGCUCAUAUAAUUUCAAGGGAAGGAAACAACCCAUGACCUUGACAAUUACUAGUUUCAACGCUUCCACUGGGAGAGUCAAUGCAACACUCAGCAAUAGCAACAUGGAACUGCUACUUUCAGGGGUAUAUAAAAGCCAGGAAGCUCGCCUAAUGUUACACAUCUAUCUUAUUAAAGUACCAGCCCAUGCUUCUGCAAAGAAAAUGAAGGAGGAAAAUUGGGCUAUGGAUGGCUUUGUUUCUGCUGAGCCUGAUGGAGCUACUUAUGUGUUUCAAGGAUUUAUUCAGGGCAAAGAUUACGGGCAAUUUGGACUACAAAGACUGGGACUGAAUAUGUCAGAAGGUUUAAACUCUUCAAAUCAACCUCAUGGUACAAAUAGUAGUUCUGUGGCCAUUGCUAUUCUUGUGCCUUUUUUUGCACUUAUAUUUGCAGGAUUUGGAUUUUAUCUUUAUAAACAAAGGACAGCACCCAAAACACAGUAUACAGGAUGUUCAGUUCAUGAAAAUAACAAUGGCCAAGCAGCUUUUGAGAAUCCCAUGUACGACACCAAUGCGAAGUCAGUGGAAGGGAAGGCAGUACGAUUUGAUCCUAACUUGAACACUGUCUGCACAAUGGUAUAA